UGUAAUUUCCUACAGUAUUGAAAGCAGCAUUUUAUAGUACUGCCUGACCAGGAAGUCACCGGGAUCUCUGAACCCUCGCAGCCACUUCUUGUGUUUCCCAGAAUGGAGGUGGGGGACUUGCUGGAGGAUUGCCUCAGCGCAGCGAAAGAACAUCCGAAAAGUGUUGAAGUCUCCGACUCUGUGAAGCUGAAGUACAAACGUUGCAGAGAGUCUCUGUGUGAAGAACUGGCCUCUCUGCUGGAGGAGGCAGAGCAGAUGAAGUGGCCCUUUGUGCCAGAGAGGUGGCAGUACAAGCAGUCCAUCAGUCCCACGGACAAGACCAACCUCAACGACCUCAUCGGCAAAAACGUGCAACAACUCUUGGAUCUUCUGAAGUCCUCCAUCAUGGCUCAGGAGCCACAGACGUCCCUGGCAGUGAUCUUCCUAGUGGACCGGUUCCUCUACUGGAUCGAUGAAUCCACACGACUUCUAAAGAUCACCAAGCUCCUAAACCGACACUACCCUGAACAACCUAUAGCCCCUCAGCUGAUCAUACGGCAGGCCAGGGUCUACCUUAACUCUGGAAAACUUCAAAAGACAGAAUCCAUCUUGAGCAGUUUGAUUUAUAAAAAUGGGACAACAGGUUGUUGGGUCUAUCAUUGUGACAGUGACAAAGUUCUCGUUCAAGCCGUCAGUGUUCAAGUGCGUGGAAUGGUUUUGCAAAAGUUGGGCUUGUGGCUGCAGGCCGCAGAGCUAAUCUGGGCUUCUCUGGUUGGCUACUACUCACUCCCUCAGCCUGAUAAGAAGGGCAUCGGAACCUCUCUUGGCUUACUUGCUAACAUAUUAGUGUCCAUGAGUGAUGAAGACUUCCAUGCUUUUAAGACUAAUCCAGAUAUUGAUUUUCCAUCUUUACUCGGGAAUGCUGGGAGUCACCGUCUUCUUUCGGCCGCCCAGGCAGCUAAGAUGGCUGUGGUGUACAGUCAGUACGCUUCACUUUACGUGCUCACUAAUGUGACAGCUCAAGGAACCUGCUUGUUGUCGUACAGCUUCUCACUAACAUGCCCUCCCUCUCAAAGAACGACCUUCCUCCAGAAGGCUCGAGAGGCCUUCGCAAUCGGCCUCCUCACCAAAGCAGAGGGCGAGCCGGUUACCAGCCAGCAGGAACUUCACACCUUCCUGAAGGCAGCCUAUUCCAUGACCGUCACUGACAAGUGGCUGGACGCUCCAAAGGAUGUUGUAGAGGAGGCCGCUCAAGCUUGCCAGCAAGCUUUAGGAUAUUUCUACAAAUACUGUGAUUCCAGUACUCAAGACAAAGAUGGCCUGUCUGUUAGAAUCAUGCAAGAAGUCGCUAAAGUCAAGCAGCUGCUGGGUGUGGAGCCAUUCCCUAAUUCAGAUAAAGGAUCUUUUAUUCCAGACAGCUACAGAAACGACAAAGAUUACACUGUAAAUUUCACCCUGGAGGGUUUCUCAAAGAUGUUGGAGAGAUAUCAGAAAUUUCACGCAUCGCUGUGUGAGGCCACCAAAAGUUUCAAGAAGACUGAAGGCAACGACGCAAAUGUUUUAACAGCACUGAAUUUAAGUAUGAGCACGGUCAAGUCACCUGCUUUUGAUAAAGAAAGUUUAUCAGAAGCAGUCAAGCAAAUUCCAAGAAGCUCGGAUUCAUCCAUCAUGUCUCUGUCUCAAAACGUUGCUUCUGCUCCAAUUCAGGAAAGCACAGACCUCCUGAGAUCUCCUUGUCAAAAGUCUUCCACGAGAAGUUCCGGCUCUCCUGAGCCCAGCGGCGGUGCUCAUAGCAGUGGCAGUGGACACAGAACAGGAAGUAGCGAUCAGAGCAAUGUUCCCACUAACAGUGAUGAUGAUAAUGAUGACAGUUUUUCAUGCUCUGCUGAUGAAAACAAGAAGCAAAAGCCAGAGAGCCACACCUCUGGCAUCGCUUCAUAUCUAGUUCCAAAGUCCACAAUUCCUAAAACCACGAGUCAUUCUCAACAGUCUGAAGAAAGUCAAGCCAAAAUAGAGACAUACGUCUCUGGUCUGGACAGCAUGACUGAUGUUAAUGGUGAGGAGAAUGAAGGAUCUCUGCAUUCCCUGUCCCAGCUAGAACUCAAAGAAACUUCCAGCUCCUUUGGUGAGAGUUUUAGUUCCCAGUCUUCAUGGGGAAUAAUCUCAACUGGCCAAAACUCUCCGUUGAGGGAAAAAGUACAACCAGGUUAUGUGUCAAAACCAAGGACUCUGUCUUCAGGUUCUGAUGGGAGCUUCGUCAUCGUGGAAACGCAGAAUUCCGAAAGCAGCUCUUCACCUGCCAGCAUCGCAGAUCACAAGCCACUAGAGAGGCAUGAUGUUCACUCAAAUAUGAAACUGGAGGCCAAUUCAAGACCUGUUAAACCUGCCUCAGUGGUCCAAGGCAACCCUUCACAGAGGGUUCCAGACCCAAACGCAACUACUGAGAGCUCUGGGAGCUCAGACGAUAUGGUGGAGCUGAAUGAAAACGGGCACCAAAGCAACGAGGUGACUUCUGCAGGAAAAGCACCUCAGAACAAGAAUACUUUGUGCUACAGCUGCUUGUAUCCCAGCACAACAGCUGCUCCUGAUAGACAGUUUGAGUUGUCCCAGCAUGAUUACCAGGCUCUACUGGCUGGAAUCUGCCAUGAAUGUCUACAGAGGAGGCUCUACAGCAAGACAGAGUUGUUCCAACUCCAACAAUUUCAAACUGCCCACAAUGCUCUCCACCUGAAGUUCUCCAAGGCCACAGGACUGUGGAUGGCCAGAGAGACCUGUGUUUACAUCGGGCGUCUGAUGGAGAUGAAGUUGAAGGGCAAUCAGAGAAGAGCGAUAUGGGUCCAGUUUUUGCAUCAGGAGGAGAGGUUAAGCAGUUACGUGGGGAAGGAUUACUUGGAGCCAAGAGAAAUCCAGUAUCACUUGAACGACGUGGCGCGCCAGAUGACGGCUCAGUACUAUGUGACUGAAUUCAACAAGAGUCUCUACGAUAAAGAAGUUUUGGCUCAGAUCUUCUACAUUCCCUCCGACGCAUUGUUGAUUCUAAACGGAGGUGAGAUUGUGGGCUGCAUCACCGUGGAGCCGUACAUGCUUGGAGACUUCAUGAAAUUCACCAACAACACUAAGAAGAAAAAUAUGUCCCUCGAGGCGACGAAAUAUGGUCUGGCUUUUGGACACUUCACCUACCUGUUCUCUGGUCGCCAGGAAGUUGUGGUAGACUUACAAGGAUGGACGACUUCCAGUGGGAAAGGUCUGACUUACCUCACGGACCCCCAGAUUCACUCCACCAGGACCCCUAGAGAGCCCUCAAACUUUGGUGAAAGGGGACUGGCAAUUUUCCGGAAAGAGCAACAUGGACCAACCUGCAACGAGAUCUGCAACCUGCUCAGACUCCCUCCACUUCCCCAGCAGUUCCAUGUUUAAAGAGCUGGAGACUACAUGUCCUGACUGAUGCUGGGAGUGUUUUUUUAUGAAUUUAUUAGCAUCAGAUGUUUAUAGAAAAUACGUCCGACAUUACUCUGAAUAUCUGUAUAUGUUUAUUGAUUCAACACUAUUGUCAGAUCAGCUGAGACUGAAAGCAAGUAAUUUGAAACUCAAAGCUGUUUGUAAAUUGCUUAGUACUUCACACCAUUUUAUCAUCAUCUAUAUUUCUCAAGAGUGUUAAAUCUGCUUUUUUUGUAAGCAUUUGUAUUGUUCCUUUGUUCAAAGCAUUAACAAUUUAAAUUGUUUUUACUCCAAGUAUAAUUCUUCCACUCCAGUUGAAUUUUCUUAUCAACAUAGGCAAAAAAAUGAUAUUAAAACUUGAAAAGAAAUCAGUUUUUGGAUGAAGAAAAAAUACAUUUUAUUUGAGUGAAUUUUCAUUUAAAAACGCUAAAAGGAAAAAAUAAUAAAGAAUAGUCUGUGUUAACAUUGGAAUGCAAGAAUGUGGAAACAGUGACUUCAAUGAAUUUUGCUGAUCAGAUCUUCGUUCCUGACAUCAAUCAAACAUCCGGUGUCUGAACGUUUUGUCAUGAGGGCCAAAAUAGUCAAACUAAGGUAUUAUCAUGCUACUUUUUUUUAAAUUUUUUUUAUUAAUUCUAAAAUGUUGUUGAAGCAAUGAGUGGGGGGCUACUGUCUGUGCAAGCCAGACCUGGAACAAAGACCAUCAGAAAGGUUAAA
Xiphophorus couchianus (Monterrey platyfish) is the source of this 4131-nucleotide messenger RNA. It is a transcript of the gene alpk1, whose product is annotated as alpha-kinase 1. The record is from RefSeq and is a predicted model, not a curated record. Bases 103 to 3396 code for a protein of 1097 amino acids. Gene Ontology annotation, molecular function: monosaccharide binding; protein serine/threonine kinase activity; ATP binding. The transcript is spliced from 14 exons. Gene Ontology annotation, cellular component: cilium. Lineage: Eukaryota; Metazoa; Chordata; Actinopteri; Cyprinodontiformes; Poeciliidae. Gene Ontology annotation, biological process: cytoplasmic pattern recognition receptor signaling pathway; protein phosphorylation; innate immune response.